Molecule: messenger RNA, 3824 nt
Organism: Branchiostoma floridae (Florida lancelet)
Lineage: Eukaryota; Metazoa; Chordata; Leptocardii; Amphioxiformes; Branchiostomatidae
Exons: 29
Coding region: 141-3191 (1016 amino acids)
Molecular function (GO): protein binding
Source: RefSeq, a predicted model, not a curated record
ACCUGACACAUGUAGCCUGAGGUGCUUUGUGAUGUGGAGCUAGGCUAACUUUCACACUUUCAGGAUGUGUAUAUUAUUGUCUCGUCAUUCCAACGAUUGCAGAGGUUCAAGAUAGGGAAAGGUAGCUGCAGAUUGAAAAAAUGAGGCCAUUGAGUACUCUGUAUAUUUUAUUGGUCAUUCUGUAUUUUUCUAGGCCUUCACUGUGUAAAAAGAAGGAUGCACAGAAAUCAUCCUUACAGCUUCUUGAGAAAGAGAGCAAAAGGUUGGAGAAAACAGGAUGCAAGUCAAUCAAGCUGGACCAUGUCACCAGCCUCAGGGUGAACCAAAAGUGGGAACCAGCCACGGCCUGUCUUGUCCAGACCUUACAGGCAUCAUCAGAUGACGGGUGGGCGUGGUCCCAGCUGGGGGAGGUGUAUGACAGACAGGGGGAGAAGAAGAAAGCCUCCAGCUGCUUCCAACAGGCAGCAAAACUAACAGGAAAGCUGACAGAUUUCGUGAGAAAGUGGCAUUUUUUGGGUCCCUUCGUGAUUGGUAAAGUUGAGAUAGAUGGUGAUCCAGUGGCAUCCUGGGGCGGUAUCGCCAACGUCUCUGCCGCCAGGUUUAACAAGAAGGCUGUCUUCUAUUCUGAGUUGAUACAGGGUGGGGAGGUAAAGUGGAGCACUCUUAAUCAAAAGUCUGCAGGUGAGAGGCUGCAGGUGUCCCCCCAGGUGAGCUGGAAUGACCUGGUCAUGUCCCUCGGCUCCAUGGCCAUCACCGAGUGGCAGGGCUGGAUGGUCGGCGAGUUUACUGUCAAUGACAACGAUGUCAAAGUGCUCGUACAAACCUUGGGUGUGCCGACUUUCUACAUUGACAAUAUUCCUGUAGCAGGGGAGGUGUACCACAGAGACCAGUACUGGUUUUCUGUUCCUCUAACAAGAGGAAUCCAUACUGUAUACAUCAAACUAAGAACAAAAGUUACACAGCAAGUCACUUUUAAUAUAAAGCUGGCUGGAAGCAAUGUAUUAGAGGUCCUGGCCCCUCCCUACCUGCCAGACCUGCUAGAUGGUACAGUCCUUGGUCAUGUGAUCCCUCUGCCGAUAGCCAAUCACCAUCCAACACACUGGAUCAAGAACAUCAGGGUUUCAUUGGUCAAGCAGGAAGGAGGCCCCAAAGGGCCAAAAGUAUCAAUCAACCAACCGGAGCUUAGCAGAAGGUUUCCACUUGCACCUGGACAGGUAAGAAUAUAUGAUGUGUACAUUACAACAAAGGAAGGGGUUCAUAUGGAGCAGACUUCUUGUCAGGAUAUGAAAUUAACCCUCCAAGUGAGCGGUUCUGAGGGGAAUUCUCAGGUCGUCACCAUCAACCUGAGAUGUCGGACAUAUGGGCAGUCAUUUGUUUUCACAUUCCUGGACCAUGACGGAUCGGUCCAGCAUGCGGCAGCAAUCCCACCCCUAAAGGACUGUGUGACCAGGAGGUGUCCAGUCUUGCUGACUCAUCAUGGUACAGGUGUGUCUUCUCAGAACCAGGCUGAUAGUUACAAGAGGAUGGAAGGCAGAGACUGGAAGUUUGGCAUAGAGACGGCCUGGACUCUGGCACCAACAAGACAUGGAGCACACAACUGGGAGGGCCCAGGAGCACUGACAUCCAUGACAGCAUUGCACUGUCUACAAGAGUUGAUAGAACCUGUAUCCUGGAUACAGAACAAGGUGGACACACAGAGGGUGAUCUUUGCAGGACACUCCAUGGGUGGCCAUGGGGCGUGGCACCUAGCAACCCACCACCCUGACAGGGCCCUGGCUGUGGUGUCACUGGCCGGGUGGAUCAAGAAGGAAGAGUACGGGGACAGCAAUGUGUUCUUCAGACAUGACAUCAGUACCAGCACUGCUGACCCUUCUGUAAAGGCUAUUAUGGAAGCUUGUAUUGCAGAAAAUGAUGCGGACAGGCAUGUGUCAAACUUACAAGGAGUUCCAGUGCUUACUAGGAUUGGUGCGGAUGACCGAACUGUUCACCCAUUCUUUGUCAGACGAAUGUACCGUCUACUCCAGGAGACAGGGCUGAAUGUUACAUACAGUGAGCUUCCAAACAAGGAGCAUUGGUGGUGGGACACAUGGGACACGAAUGAUGGAGGUGCAGUAAACGACCCACAGUUGAGACAGUUUGAAAUCGAACAUUCCAGACAGAAUACAGAUGCAACUGAAGGUAGCUGUUCUCAUGACUGUUCAACAUCAAAUGUCGCCAACAGAUACAAGAAAUUACUUGAUGGCAGCUACACCCUGACUGUGUUAAACCCUGCUUCUGUGGAGGGUGGGAGGGGGGUACAGGUUCUACAGCAGACAGUGCCCAUGAGGACCAGUACAGUCAAGAUGGAGUUCCAGCCUGGACAAGCCAUACUGGUGACACAGAAUGUUGCUCGCUUCAGACUGUAUGAACCUGACCUUCAUCCUGUAGGGUGGGUGGAAAGGUCACUGCAGGUCGAUGGGGUCACUUUUGAAGACUCGCGCAAGGUCACUGAGAGUGAAGUCAACAUCUGCAAGAAGGAAGGAACAUGGAGUCUUUGUAGUGAUGGCGAGAGUUUUGAAUAUGAAGGACAACGGGGUCCACACAACAUGGGCCCUGCAAGGAGAGUAGCAGAACACAGAUUUCUCAUUGUCACUGGUGAGUACUUCAACACCAAAUGUCCAGGGACCCAUGGUCCUGCCUUGGUGACCGCCCAGCUGGAGAGGUUAGGUGUUUACCUGGCUAACCUGUUCCACCUGACCUCAGACACCUCCGCACCUGUGGUCAAGGACACCGAACUCAGGACUGAAGAUGCAGAGUUGCACAAUUUGAUUGUGAUAGGUGGACCCAAAGAAAACAGCUGGGCUGCAGGUUUUAUCAACAGUGUCCCUUUAGGUUGGGACGAAGGAGGCAUGACCUUGGGAGACUGUCGCUUCACCCACCCUCGUACCGGCGCCCUGUUCCUGGCCAGGCAUGCUGGGAAGGGCCUGUCCCUGGUGCUGCUGGGUAAUUCCCUGUCAGGGCUGGAGGAUGUGGUGCAGCUGGGCAGACCCACUAUUCCCCCCAUGACCAGGUCUCCUUUUUCCAACUUGGUGCCUGACUUCGUCCUUACUGGCCCUGACUUCCAGAGAAGCGGACCUGGAGGGUACCUGUGUGCUGGGUUCUGGGGGAACCACUGGGACCUGAGGAGGGAGCUUAUAUCAUGUGCCUGCUAGGGGAACCUCGAGGGGUAGGGAUGUGUACCUAAAUGUAACAUCAGGUACAUGUACAUGUACUGGUACAGAGGUUAAGAUAUGUAAGUUACCUGUAUACCAAAGCAUAAACAAUUUUCAUCUCUGUGAUAGGAAUAACCUAAAACAUCAAGAAGUUAUAAGUUAUAACUUGAGUGUAAAAUGUAUCCAGCUAAAGUAUAGAUACAUUGGACAUACUUAUUUUCACAGUAUCACAGGUACUAAACUGGGUCACAUGCCUACUCAGGGGGAGGAGCUUAUGUCUUGUGUCUACUAGGGGAACACCUCGGUAGGAGGGGGGGGGGGGGCUUGGAAGACAAUUGAAUAACAACUUUUAAGUCCAAUUCGUGAAUUUAAAAGUUUGUAAGCAAGGUAAGAUUCCAGGUUUACAAUUGGUAAUCCUUUUCAGGGAAAAGACCCUACAGGUAUUUAGUAAUAUUUAGUCAGCUUAAAAUGUUUUAACAACAGUUGUUUUUAUAUAACCAGUGCUGCUUUCCAUGUUUUUGGUGCAAUAUGACUGACUGCUUUUAUGUUUUCGUGACUCGGUGAUAUGUCAACUACAGUACAACUGAUGCAAUUGCAUUCAAUAUUAAAGACAGAUAGUAUCAAAAUAUGCAA